Messenger RNA from Racocetra persica, 427 nucleotides. The record is from the annotation of a GenBank genome assembly. NCBI's taxonomy places the organism in Eukaryota, Fungi, Glomeromycota, Glomeromycetes, Diversisporales, Gigasporaceae.
AAACGAUGAAAAGACUAAACAUGCAACUGAUGAAGAAGUACGUACUGUACUAGCGAUGGUAAAUCUUACACAUCUAGAACAGUUAUUAUUUAGCUUCGAUGCACAAUAUGGAAUAGAUUGGGAUAAGAUGCUAAGUCCGGGUGAACAACAAAAAUUACUGUUUGCUAGAUUAUUUUUCUGGAGACCUGCGUUUGCUGCGUUGGACGAAUCAACAAGCUCAUUAGAUUCAUAUAUAGAAUCGCAAAUUUUUGAAACAUGUAAAGAUCUGGGGAUCACUACCAUAACGGUAUCACAUAAUAAGAAUUUAUUAAAAUAUCACGAUAAAGUGUUAUUAUUGGAUGGAAAAGGCGGUUAUUCUACUAGUGAUAUAGAUAUCAAUGGAUGUGAAGAUGUGUGGAGGUGGAUUGAUGAAAAUUUGAGACUUUAA